AUGGGUGCUAAUGAAUCAAUGGAAGAAAUGAUGGCUAUGGAAAAUUACCAAUGGUAUGCAAAAUUCAUGAAAGAAUGCCCAUCUGGACAACUCACCAUGUAUGAAUGCAAGAACAUCCUUGGUCUUGAAAAUUCAACUACCCUGGCAAAUAAUUAUGUUGAGAAAGUAUUCAAUAUUUUUGAUACAAAUAAGGAUGGAUUUAUUGACUAUUUGGAGCUUUUAGCUGCUAUAAAUCUGGUGAUACGUGGGAAAAUUGACCAAAAAUUGAAAUGGUAUUUUAAACUUUAUGAUAUUGAUGGGAGCGGAACAAUUGACAAAAAAGAAGUAAUAAGCAUAUUAAUGGCUAUUCAAACCAUCAAUAACAACCAAGACAUGACUCCUGAAGAAUUGACAAACCUGAUUUUUCAGAAGAUAGAUGUAAACAAUGAUGGGGAACUGACCUUAGAAGAAUUCAUGAAUGGAGUGGAAAAGGAUGAACAUUUCCAGAAAAUUAUUUCAAAGAGCUUUGAGCUCUCCAAUGUACUGAAAAUUAUACAAAGUGAGAGAAGACACAGCAUCUGA
Protobothrops mucrosquamatus (brown spotted pit viper) is the source of this 561-nucleotide messenger RNA. It is a transcript of the gene GUCA1C, whose product is annotated as guanylate cyclase activator 1C. Bases 1 to 561 code for a protein of 186 amino acids. The record is from RefSeq and is a predicted model, not a curated record. Gene Ontology annotation, molecular function: calcium sensitive guanylate cyclase activator activity; calcium ion binding. The transcript is spliced from 4 exons. Lineage: Eukaryota; Metazoa; Chordata; Lepidosauria; Squamata; Viperidae.